AGUCGUAUCCUACAAGUGCAGCGCAACCACCAUGACGCCUACCCGCCACCUCGCAGCGCUGGCCGCCGCCGCCGCGCUACUCUUCAUGCUCGGCGGCCUGCUGGUCGCCGAGGCGGGGGCGGCGGACAACGACUGCGCCGUCGCACAGACGGCCUUCGGCGACUGCGCCGGGUACGUCGCCGGCGUGGAGAACAAGCUCUCGCCGCGCUGCUGCAGGGCGCUCGCCGACAUCAGGGACAUGGCGCCGACCUUCGUCCGGCAGCGCGCCCUCUGCGCGUGCAUCCACAAGGAGAUGGUCGCCGCCGGCAAGGUGGUCACCCGCCGCGCCGCCGCGCUCCCCGGCAGGUGCGGCGUCCGUAUCUCCUUCCUCCCGACCACCCACAACUUCGACUGCUCCCGGAUUCCGCGAGCCGAUUGACGUAUCGGCUUAAUCAUGGCGCCUAACAAAGAGCAUCGAAUAAGAUGACUUGCAAGACUUGUGGUGGACCGAUUUAUGUUUCCUUUUUUUUUUCCACAAAGAGUAAGCAGUUGAAUAAUCUAUCCAGCUUGCAACGAUGUUUGUAAUAAAGAUCAUCGCAAGUAGGACCUUUUACUCUGGAAAACAAUGUUUACAAACUUAGUCCGGGUGUAACCGGUAUCUUGUCCAUAUUAAUAUGUUAUAUAACAUCCAUCGUAAAAUUCUAGAAAAUCGGUAUUAGCUCCCACUCGAGCAAUUUUCGGAA
Molecule: messenger RNA, 722 nt
Organism: Hordeum vulgare subsp. vulgare (domesticated barley)
Lineage: Eukaryota; Viridiplantae; Streptophyta; Magnoliopsida; Poales; Poaceae
Product: non-specific lipid-transfer protein 1-like
Exons: 2
Coding region: 32-418 (128 amino acids)
Biological process (GO): lipid transport
Cellular component (GO): membrane
Molecular function (GO): lipid binding
Source: RefSeq, a predicted model, not a curated record